Anoplophora glabripennis (Asian longhorned beetle) is the source of this 1262-nucleotide messenger RNA. RefSeq names its product deoxynucleoside kinase-like. The record is from RefSeq and is a predicted model, not a curated record. The transcript is spliced from 4 exons. Gene Ontology annotation, molecular function: deoxynucleoside kinase activity. Gene Ontology annotation, cellular component: mitochondrion; cytoplasm. Bases 158 to 1096 code for a protein of 312 amino acids. Lineage: Eukaryota; Metazoa; Arthropoda; Insecta; Coleoptera; Cerambycidae.
UUAUAAUUUACAAAUUAACCCAUAUUUAAAAGAAAUACGAAUCCGUUAUCCGAAUUUUCUGGAUCAAAUAUCGUGUUUACAGUUUUCAUCGUAACCCACUUGGCGGGAUAAUUCCGAGUCAAGAAAAAUCAAGAAGUGUAUGUCCCAAGUAGUGUAAAUGUUAAAAAGUGCAUUUUUAUCAGUGUUUAGUGCAUUCAAGAAAGAAGUACUCACCUGUGGCUAUAGUCAUUCCUUUCGUGGUAACUUAUCAGAAAUGGAAGGGGUGAUAACUACUAUAUCCGGUCAAAAACGUCCAGCGGCCAGUCCCACGAUGUCGCCCUCGAAAAAGACCAAUUUCGUUGGAAUUUCGCCUCUCAGGGAACUGACAAACGUUAAAACUCCCACAGAUAGACCUUUCAGAGUGUCGAUUGAGGGUAAUAUUGGCGCAGGCAAAUCCACACUCAUCAAAUACUUUUCUAGUAUGCCCGGCAUCGAAACGUUCGCAGAACCGAUAGAAUGGUGGCGGAACCUCCAGGGGCACAACCUCCUGGAACUCAUGUAUUCCGACAUCCACGAGUGGUUAAAAGUCUUCCAAAGCUACGUCCAAUUCACUCGACUGAGGGUACAAACCACGAAGCCAAAAAGCUCGUCGACGACCGUUCAGAUGUUCGAACGGUCCGUACAAAACAACAGGUUCUGUUUCCUGGAGCAAGCCUACCAAAGCGGGUACUUGCACGGGGCCGAUUACGCCGUCAUGGACCAGUGGUACCGGUGGAUGAGGGCCAACGUAGAUAUCAGCUUGGAUUUGAUAGUUUAUUUGAGGAGCAGUCCGGAAGUGGUGUUUGAAAGGGUAAAGGCCCGGGCUAGGCCGGAAGAGGCGGGUUUGUCCCUGCAGUAUUUGAAGGAGCUUCACGAGAGCCACGAACGUUGGCUCAUGACGAACGACGAACGUUUUAACACCAUCCCGGUGCUUGUUCUCGAUGCGGACAAAACGUUGGACGAGAUCGUGGAACAAUAUAAGAAAAAUGAGAACAAAAUAUUGGGCUUCGAGAAGACCGGGAGGAUGAAAGUGGAGCAAGGAGAUAAGGACAAAGUAAAGAAGACGUUGAGUUUGUGACUGUUGAUGAACUAGUUGUGGCGAAAGCUGAAAUAAAUUUUUUUUGUCUGUUAUUAGAAAGCAGUAAUUUUACUAACAAACAAUGAUUGUUCACUAAAAGUGCCUAUAUUUUGUGUUAUAAAGGGCCUAUACCAAAUGUAUACCUAAUAAAUAAUGAUUAAAUUUA